Molecule: messenger RNA, 604 nt
Organism: Acaulospora morrowiae
Lineage: Eukaryota; Fungi; Glomeromycota; Glomeromycetes; Diversisporales; Acaulosporaceae
Source: the annotation of a GenBank genome assembly
AUACGAAGCUCAACAGACAUGGAUACGGUUAUUUGAAUUGUUCAACAAAGUUUCGGGUAUAAGUACGAAAGCUGGAACGGGAGAAUAUAAGCAGGAAACAAAAGAUGAAAUUUUGGAAACAUUAAUAGGAUGCCUUUGGACAUUGUCCCGAGGAUUGGACGGUGAUGUGCCACUUGCCGCAAAUCAAAUCCAAGAAUUGAUUGAUUAUUACAAGUUGAAUGUUUCUGAAAGCAUGUGUGUGAAGAUAAUAGGAACCCUUGGCGUAAUUGCCAGACGACAAAAUGCGAUAGAAGAUAAUAGGAGGAUUGGCUCCUUUUUAUUUGAAAUAAUACAAAAUCAAUUGCAAGCGCAUCCCGCAUCACUAGAUUGUACGGUUGAGGCUCUCAAUGCGAUAUAUGAUAUAUACGCAGAUAAGGAUUUUGAUUACGAUAAACCGGUAUUUGUCCAGGGUAGUUUUUUGCAACUACUGGAAAGUAUGGUUGAUGCCGUAUAUAGCAUGUCAAUAGACCAGGGUAUGACGCAUGAUUUACGUAACCGAGUUGAUGAGGCUUAUGAAAAUCUUGUUGAAUUCAUUAAAUACAAAAAAGGGGAAUUACAUAAUUGA